Rubroshorea leprosula is the source of this 1921-nucleotide messenger RNA. The record is from the annotation of a GenBank genome assembly. NCBI's taxonomy places the organism in Eukaryota, Viridiplantae, Streptophyta, Magnoliopsida, Malvales, Dipterocarpaceae.
GCGAAUCACAGCAUGCCACACCACCACCAGGGUUUUUCACAAAAACCUUGGUAUCCGGGUCACAGGCUUCUGUACAGUGUUUUGAAACCCGAACCGGACAGAAAACCGGUUUGCUCACCGGUUCCCGGUUUCACCGGUCCGAUGGCAUGUUAUGAUGUUAGUACGGUAAUAUAACCAGGGAUUCCGCGCAUGAAUGCAUGACAACACUUGUCCGAAAAAGGUGCAGCUAGCAGAAUUGCAAACCUUUCUUUCCAUCCUUGAUCAAUGGCGUUCGAGAGCAUUUCGAAUUCAGACAGACGGAUGGCGGCGCCGGAGCUGUCGGAGAAACCGAAGGAGAGGAAGAAAAUUGAGUCUACGAGCAUUUCAAGUUCAGAAGGAUGGACAGCAUGGGUGGGGCGGCGGACAGAGGGAUUGAAUCUGUUGGCGAAAGAUUUUCAAUCGACAGAACUGAGUAGCUCCUCCAGGAGAGAGUUCGUGAUCACUGCAAAAGCCUUCAAAGAGAUGAUACCGACAGAUUCUGACAAAUCUGUGGUCUUGAGCGACGAUUUCCACGAUAGUGCAAUGGAAGUUUCCAUUCUUGUUGCAGGUGAUGACAUGUGUGGGAAUCUCAAAGAUAUCUUGCUCAUGAGAUACGGUUUUCCUAGUGACAAGGUUAUUAUAAGAGAUAGUAUUUAUUUCCAAGAAUCGUUGAAGUUAGAUUGGUCUAAUGUCUGUCAGGCAAAACUUUCUUUUUGGCUAUUAAGAGCAGAGAUAGAGACAAAAUCUGCUCGACCUUUUCCGUUUGACUAUGCUGAAAUCCAUGAGGAUGAUUGUUUUGAUGUGGCAAGGAAAUUUGUUUCACUGAUUGGAAUGGAUAUUGAGUCUCUGAUUAUAAAUUAUCUCAGAGGAACUCAUGUUGUUGAUACAUUGGAGUUGGAGGCGGGUCAUUAUGAUCAUGAAAGGGUUCAAAACUUGAGGUCUUUGCUAAAGAAAGAGGACUGUGGUUUUGCAGAAAUAGAGGGAUUGAUUAAUAAGUUGGGAGAAGUCAUGAAAAUUUUAAGUUCCAACGCUACACGAGAUUUGGUUUCAGCUUUGAGAAACAUUGCGAAAUCCUUUCGGAUGAUUGUUCAUAUGCUACGCCAGCUUCAUCAGAGAACUCUGGAUACAGGAAUCACAUGGCCAGUGAAUUGGAAGGGUAUUGAGGAUACAGAAGGACACUUUGGAAUCUUAAGUUUGAUGAUAAGGGAUAAAGUUGACCAAGAAAAGGAAGCGCUUGCUUGUGAGACAGCUUAUAAAUCCAAAUCAAAUAAAAUCUUCGCAGCUCUGGUUGUCAUGAGAAAUUGGCUGUUUUAUGUUGAAGGAGAAAUGUACCGAUUGGUUUUAGCUCUUCAAUCCAAGAUAUCACUCGAAGAAUUAACAUCUGCACUAAGGUCUUUGAAGGAAGGAAAACAAGAGAUACUACCCUUUGUUGUGUACAGGAUACUUGCAAUGCAUCCGGCUGAAGAAUCUGGAAACGGGGUGAGAUAUUUGGACGAAAUGAUGAGUUCCAAUAUAACGAAAUCCAUCCUUCAUGUUGUUUCAAAAUUGGAUACCAUAUUGAGCUCUUUAAAAAUUCCAAUUGCUAGCAUAAUAAGCUGGGAGGAAUUGGUUGCUUGUGAGAAAAGUUUGCAGGAGGUUGAAACGGAGCUUAAAGAGAUUGAGUCGAAUAGGAGGAGAAGCAAUAGGAACCCUAAUGCAGGUAAGUGAAAUUUUUAGUUCUUCCUCAAGAGUCAUAGCACCAUGAAAAGGAUACAAUUACCGAAACAAAAUUUUCUGUUUAUGAUAUUUUGCAGAAAGAUGAGAAAGCACUUAAUAAGAAACGGACGAUGCAUGGAAGAGGAGAAGCAGGAACCUCAUUACUGGUAAGUGAAAGUUAAAUUGCCAAUAAUAGACAUUUUCUUUC